AGUGACUUCAGCGGGGUUGGAGUUUUGGAAAUGUCGUGCCUGAUUUCUUGGAAGUUGCGCAUUUACAUCGCAUUUACAAAACACAUUGUUCCGUGGCUGGACUCUCUAGCUUUUCACCAAUUGUAUUUUUCACUCCACCGUCCAGGAUAUUAAAGGCGAUAAUCUACUUAAUUUAUAAUCUUCGACUCGGCUAAAUCUCGACUAUACCUUUAGGAAUAAUCCUACACCUCCGCGAUGGCGGCCAAUAUACCCCAGAAGCUAAAACAGGCGGGCAUCACGCCCUUCAUCGUACGCGCCACACAACUCGAGACCGCGAAGCCUGUUAUAGCUUAUUGGUGUUUCUACUGGGCUGUGAAUCAGAUCCUCUCUAAAAACCUUCACUCCGCCGACGAGGAAUGUCAUGUUUAUACUACGAAUCUUAUGGAGAAACUCGAAAGUAUCAAAGAAGGCCAGGAAGGUAACGACGCGAUUCAUGACGACGAGGCGGGUCAAGCAUACGUGGAACAGUUUGCGCAAGAGACUUUCGAGAGAGCGCUACGACCGCUCAAAGCGAAUAAAGUUACACAGCAAACGGCGAGUACAUUCGAAGCUGCCGCCACAUUCUUCCAAUUAGUCCAAAUCUGGUCACAACCAGAUCCCGAGACGCAAGAGAAGAUCAAGUAUGCAAAAUGGAAUGCCGCCCGCAUACUAAAAGCCAUCAAAGAGGGUAAAGAUCCCAACGAGUCAAACCCGAAACAGGAAGAGGUUCACCACGAAGAAGCGCCACCGGUGCUAGACCCGAACGACCCGGAAGUGCAGAUGCUUGGAGGUGGAUAUCCUAAACCAGUGAGCGUAGAGGAUAUACCAGAUGAAGAUGGUAGACUACACCCGGCAUCGACUAAUUCUUAUCAACCUUUCCCUGGGCCCGUAUCUGCACCGACUUCACCUCCACCUCCGUCAGCAUUAGGACCCGAGCAAGUAUCUCCCAUAGUACCCUCCGGUCCGCCCACAUCAGAUCCGGAAAACUAUUUCCCCAAUGCACCCGAUGCACCCAGCGUACCGGAUGCCUUAAAUCUACCAUCUACGACAGAUAUGCCUCUUCCAGGUCAGGCUACCUUUGAUCACACAGCCCCUUCGCCCACAAUACCUAGUCCUAGCUCUCAUGAUCCAGCCGGAUUACCUCCUGCUUCCUUUUCCGCAUCUAAUACAGCUCCGGUGCCUCAAGACUUUUAUCGCCCUACACCUACACCGCCAGUCGCACCGCCGCCACAGAGACAUGUUCCUCCUCAAGCACCCCCGGCCAGUCGAAACUACUACUCUCAGCCUUCUCAGCCUUCUCAUCCGGUAGCACCUCCUCAGCAGUACGGUGGUAACGGUGAGUCAUCUAAUGGCCUGAAUAUAGACGACAUGGCAAUUGUCCAAGCGCAAAAGCACGCCAAAUGGGCAAUUUCAGCUCUCAACUUCGAGGACGUACCGACGGCCGUAAGGGAGCUCCAAGCAGCGCUGGCUACUUUAGGAGCAAGGUAGUUUAUGAUGAAUUUGUAUAGCGAUUGAUACCUUAGGUACCUACUUAGUACCCUAUAAAUUUUGGAGUUAACAUAUUAUUGCGAGUGGAACCUAAUAGGGAAUUGAUGAAGUUUUAU
Molecule: messenger RNA, 1622 nt
Organism: Daldinia caldariorum
Lineage: Eukaryota; Fungi; Ascomycota; Sordariomycetes; Xylariales; Hypoxylaceae
Product: DUF605-domain-containing protein
Exons: 4
Coding region: 235-1506 (423 amino acids)
Biological process (GO): late endosome to vacuole transport via multivesicular body sorting pathway
Cellular component (GO): multivesicular body
Source: RefSeq, a predicted model, not a curated record